AUGGAAAGUAUCAAACUCCGAUCGUAUACAUCGAGAGAUCUCACGCACGAUGGAAAGACGUUACUGCAAUCAAAUGGUGGCUGUGUUUCCAAGCGAAUCAUUCAUUAUCAAAAGAAAAAGGAAAAGGAUCUUAAGCUGGGAAUUCUUUCUGAAGCAGCCUCAAAUUUUGGAAAUGGUAUGAAGCAAAAGAAAGAGGAAUAA
This is a messenger RNA of Sclerotinia sclerotiorum 1980 UF-70, 201 nucleotides long. RefSeq lists its product with no specific name. The transcript is spliced from 2 exons. NCBI's taxonomy places the organism in Eukaryota, Fungi, Ascomycota, Leotiomycetes, Helotiales, Sclerotiniaceae. The record is from RefSeq and is a predicted model, not a curated record. The coding region runs from base 1 to 201 and encodes 66 amino acids.